AUGGAAGGCAGAACCGCCACCGUCGAUUCAAAGGAGGAUAGGAGGAGGAGGACCAGCGCGAGCAUAUAUGUUCACCGAGAAGGAGGAACUGAAGCCAGAGUGAGCAAGCAAGAUGUGAUCGAGGAGAAACUAAUAGAGUGGCGCAGCGGAAGCGUAAUGGAGAAAGGACGUUUUAAGAGCGUUGAGGAGGAACACGAGCCGACCGAAGAGGAAGAGGAGCUCCUUGCGUGGGCCAUCCUCCCGAGGUCGGCAACCACUAGCCUCUCGUCAUCCACCCAAACCGUGCGGGCCCUUGUCAAGGUCGAGGCCUUUGCGUUACGAGCUGACGACCUUAAUUGA
Molecule: messenger RNA, 339 nt
Organism: Striga asiatica
Lineage: Eukaryota; Viridiplantae; Streptophyta; Magnoliopsida; Lamiales; Orobanchaceae
Source: the annotation of a GenBank genome assembly